CUCGAUUUUCAUCUCGAGUCCAACACAACUCACCCUCCAACCACAUCCUCCUCACAACCGGCUUUGUGACAUCCACGCCAUUUCCAUCUCUUUCUAACCUUUACACUUUUAUCUAUCCACCCUCGAUCGUCCAGCUGCUGGUUUAGCUACGAUGAGUUCCACCCCUUCUACUCCUGGGCCCGCCAACAAGCCCGAACGAUCCUUCAGCCUCACCAAGCUCAAGGGCGCUCUCCGUCGAAACUCUAGGCAUUCGAUCGGUGCCACUGCCAGCGAACCAUCCGGCGACUCUUCUGUUCGACAGUCCCUCGACUCCACCGCGGCAUCAACCACGACCCCUCCAACAGGCACCACUUCGACACCCGCCUCCCCACGAAAGACUCCUUCCAUUCGACGUGUAUCCCUCGACCUCGCCAGGCCAUCGCGCCACGGUCGCUCCGCCAGCGUCUCCAUCGUUCCCUCAACUCAGACAACCAGUGAUAAGGCAUCGGAUUUCGACCCUUUUGCCGAGUCACACGACGACAAGGGCAAGCGCACGUGGAGCGUCAGGAAGACGGUGAAGGGAGCCCUCAAGCGAACAACCUCGAAGCUUUCCGUUGCCUCUGCGACGUCGGCUACCAAGUCGGUCGAGGGUGGUGCAGAGGCUGUCUCUGAACCUCAGAGCAUCCAGGCUGCCGACUCGGCCGCCGCAGAACAGACCGCAACACCUCCCCCUGUCGGCUCGGCAACUCUAGAGGCCGCCUCAUCCACCGAGCAGCAGGCCUCAGCGCCACAGGAGCCCACGGAGACACCUGCAGAGCCCGCUCCCCAACCCACUCCCGAACCCGACGCUGUGGUCGCCAAGGACCCUGAAGACCCUGAGCCCAAGCCGACGGAGGAGACGAAGGAAGCGGCCUCGACCGAAGAGGAGAAGCCGACUGCUCAAGAGCUCCAGCUCGCAGCCUCGACAACUGGUCUCGAUUGGGAACAUGUCGAUGCCGAAUCCUCGCCCGUCGUCGAUGAUAAGGCCAAGGAGGUCAUCGAGGAGGAUCCCGUUCCAUCCAAGGUCGACGAUAUCCUCGUUGUUCCUGCUAUCGUCGAGCCGGAGUCCCCGGUCGAGGUUAAGCUUCCUCCCCUCGAUGUCACUGUCUUGUCGAGAACCCACCUCACCGCCAGCCACCUUCGUUCCGAGUUUGCCGAACUCAGCCCCAUCAUCGAGUCUCCUUUGACUGCACGCGACGAGAACGCGCCCGUGUCGAUCCAGAUCACCUCAGACGACAAGCCCGUCGCAUCGUCACCUCUCGCAGCCUCGAGCACUACCGCCGAGGAGCCUGAGGAGCCCGCCCCAGUUGUCGUCCACGAAGUCGUUUCAAUGCCAGAGCCAAUUGUCUCAGCACCGGAACCUGUUCAGACUUCUGUGGCCCCCGAGGUUGCUGCCUCUUCGUCUCAGGGAAGUCAACCGCCCUCUAGCCCACGUUCCAAGCUUUCCGUCGACACCACCCCCGCCUCCGCCCUCCCGAUCGAGGUGCCCAGCCCCAACCUCAACGCGGCCGAGCAGGGCAAAGGUCUCCCCACCGCCAACGGCAACGCCUCCACCUCAUCCGACGCCGACGCCGCCAACAAGCCCCGCGAAGUCGUCAACCACUUCGACUUGCGAGGUCCCAGCACGGUCGCCACGACAGAUACCAACGCGACUUCUGGUGCCUACGGGCUCAUCGCCAACACAGCCUGGUUCGUCGGUGCAUGCGUGGUGGUUGGAAUUGGUGUGGUUGUGGGACAGGUCCGGUCAUAUCGCCAGGUAUAUAAAUCCACGAUUGCGCCUGUGCGACGUUUCUUCAGCUUUGACUGGUGGAAAUUUUAG
Messenger RNA from Coprinopsis cinerea okayama7#130, 1837 nucleotides. RefSeq lists its product as hypothetical. Lineage: Eukaryota; Fungi; Basidiomycota; Agaricomycetes; Agaricales; Psathyrellaceae. Bases 152 to 1837 code for a protein of 561 amino acids. The record is from RefSeq and is a predicted model, not a curated record. The transcript is spliced from 2 exons.